ACAACAAAUAUGGCGGAGAGGAGCAGGACGGCAGAGACGGGUAGUGCCAUAGGAAGUGAUGAUAUCAUAGCAGGGAACGUGAGCAAGUACACCGUUCUCCCAGCUGGUUAUUGUGGACAGCCUAAAAAAGGACAUCUUAUAUUUGAUGCCUGUUUUGAAAGUGGUAACCUUGGACGCGUGGACCACAUCACAGAGUUUGAGUAUGACCUGUUCAUUAGACCAGAUACCUGUAACCCACGCUUUCGAGUUUGGUUCAACUUCACUGUUGAAAAUGUAAAAGAAUCACAGAGAGUAAUUUUCAAUGUUGUCAACUUCAGUAAAACCAAAAGCCUCUAUAGAGAUGGGAUGGCUCCAAUGGUGAAAUCCACAAGCAGACCAAAAUGGCAAAGAAUACCCUCUAAAAACGUGUAUUACUAUCGCUGCCCGGACCACAGGAAGAACUAUGUCAUGUCAUUUGCUUUUUGCUUUGACCGAGAGGAUGACACUUACCAAUUUGCUUACUGCUACCCCUAUACCUAUACUCGCCUUCAGCACUAUCUUGACAAUCUACAAAGGAGGAACAUGGACUACUUUUGCAGAGAAUUGCUAGGACGCAGUGUGCAGAAACGGCAGCUUGACCUCCUGACAAUAACCAGCCCUGCAAAUCUGCGUCCAGGGGCUGAACAGAAAGUGGUGUUCAUCACUGCACGAGUCCACCCCGGGGAAACACCAUCUUCCUUCGUGUGCCAAGGUAUAAUUGACUUCCUUGUGAGCCAGCAUCCUAUUGCAAAAGUAUUGAGAGACCACCUGGUCUUCAAGAUUGCACCCAUGCUCAAUCCUGACGGAGUAUACCUAGGAAAUUACAGGUGCUCCCUGAUGGGGUUUGAUUUAAACCGGCACUGGGCAAAUCCAUCUCCUUGGGCUCAUCCCACACUGCACGGAGUGAAACAGCUCAUCAUCGAGAUGUACAACAAUCCGAAGAUUAACCUGGAGUUCUAUAUUGAUAUCCAUGCCCACUCCACUAUGAUGAAUGGCUUCAUGUAUGGGAACAUCUUUGAAGACGAGGAAAGAUUUCAGCGACAGGCCAUUUUUCCCAAGCUACUCUGUCAGAAUGCCGAAGACUUCUCUUAUUCCAGUACAUCGUUCAACAGAGAUGCUGUGAAAGCAGGGACAGGCCGGCGUUUUCUUGGUGGACUGUUAAAUGAUACAUCCUACUGCUACACUCUGGAAGUCUCAUUCUACAGCUACAUAUUGGGUGGACCUAAUUCUGCUGUCCCCUACACAGAAGAAGCAUAUAUGAAGCUUGGAAGAAAUGUGGCCAGGACAUUCUUGGAUUACUACAGGCUGAACUCAUUGGUGGAGAGACCACUAGCAGCUACUCCUAAAACUCGGAAAGAAAAACUUCCACUUUUUAAAUGCACUACCCAGCGGGGCCAAGGGAACAGCCAUGCUGGUGGCAAGCCAGAGAAGAGGAGCCAGGCGCAUCUGAAGGACCAGUCUCUCUCCAUGCGAUGAGAGGAGAGGAGGCUGCUCUGUGGGGUGAGGCGGAGGAGCAUGUCUGGAUCUGGAACUGAUUAUGUUUCUUUUUUUUCCCAGACAAGUAUUUCUAAGAUAACAAAUAGUCCAAGGAGGAAAGAGGGAGAGGGAAAUUAGCUAGAAAUUUUACUAUUGAUCUUUUUUUUUUAUUUAUAGAUGGUAAAUCAAUUUCAGGGCUUUUUUUUUUUUGUUCUCAUCUUCUGGGAAAAAAAAGAGUCACUCAAUAGAUUCACAGAAAUGAUUUGCAGUGGCUGAAAAGCUAUUUGUUAAAAUGAGAAAGCAUCCCCUUCCUCCACUAGCCUCUCUCUCUCUCUUUAAAGGGGUAAUCCAUACGAUGAGCUAACGAGGUGAGAAAGCCUCCCCUUCCUCCACCAGCCUCGCUCUCUCUCUUUAAAGGGGUAAUCCAUACGAUGAGCUAACAAGGGAGUCCUGGCUCCCCUGCUGCACCAUGUGAUGUAUCCCCUUUUAGUGUCAGGCUCAGAAGCUCUUAUGCCAAUUGCAUGUGCUAGCCCUGUUAGCUUGCAUUAAGAGAGCCUGAUAAAUAGCUUCUGGGAGUCAGGCAGGCACUCCUCAGUGUGCCGUUUAUCAUCUGCUGCAUGGUCAGGUUUUUUGCUCUUUUAUCAGAUCAUUUGAGGAAAGGGGUCAUAUGAGAAAUGUUACUGCCAGGCUGCAGGCAUGAAACUCACUGCAAGACCUGUCUCACAGGCAGGAACCAUGGUCUUCCAGCAAAAACUGGUUGGGGUCUAGAAGAACUGGACUUUCCAACAGAUGUACAACUGAGGCAAUGUGAGCUAGGGGUAGUGCUGAAAGGGAUGAACAAUGUUGUGUCACUAGGGUAAGAAACCCCAGGUAAAGCUUCACCAUUUUCACAUUACAUGAACAGCAUAUGAAAUCUCUGCUUGAAGCCACCAUCACUAGGCAGUCCUGUCUCCUGUCCUCUGUGACUAACUGAAACAUCUGCCAGCGAUGUGGAUUUGAAGUGCAAGACAAGUGGUUCUCAAACUGCAGAGUAAAAGAGGGUGACCCUGAGGGGAGUCCAAGUGUCUCCCAGGGGAUGGGAAGGGAGGGUGCACUUAGAAGUGCCUGUUGCUGACCCAUCAGAAGGCUUGGGAAGCAGCUUCUCUUCACUGUCUUCUGCAAGGAGUUGGGCUACAAUGGUGGCUUGGAGGAGAGAAGGUGCCAAGACUGAGUGCAUAGAAAGGGAAAAGGUGAAACAGAUGGGGGUGGGGAUGAACAAAGACAUGUGAAAUAAGACUGAAUGAGCUUCUCUUGGUGUGGAGUCCCCUGAGAAGUAGUAGCCCCAGACACUCCAUUCUCUAGUAGAAGAACUGGGUUGGUUGCUCCUCUCCUCUUUCCCAGGACAUGAGUGCCAUGAUCUAGGAACAGAGUCAGAACCAGCUGUGUCCUUGCUCUGGAUUUUGUGUGAAAAGAACGCAUCCUAGGGAUAAAUAUAAGAGUAUGAGAAAAACUAAGAAUUAUAGCCUAAACCAGACUUUCCAGGUAACUUAAAUUUACUGUCCCUUGUGAAAGUACCGAUCCUAGGAAGAACUGGAAGCAGCCUGGGUUGCAUUUAUGCAGCCAGAAAGCCAGUAGGUCCUCAUAGUCAUCUGUCUUUGAAUACAGUUCCCAUAUCUAUGUCUCGAUGGGUAGAAGGAAGCUCUGUGUGAGGUCCUUGAGCUCCUUUCCAUACAAGUAAACACAAAGGAAGCAGGGUCAAGGCUGAGGUCUGCAUUCUGUGUCUCAGGACCUCAUAUGUUCUUCUGGAGCCCCAUCACAGCAGACCUCCUGGGAGCAACUGGCACAUGUUUUCCAUCCAGGUAGCAUUACUGCUGCCAGAAAGGGUGAGCAUGUACAAGUCAAGACCAAAAUUUGGCUUUGCAUGCCUCUGAAACAGGACAAGCUACUCAGGGUCUGGCAAAACUUGAGCUGAUUGUGUCUGUGCAUUAGGCACCUGUUAGCCAGGCUUUCGUUAGUUAGUUAGUUUCUCUCUGAUAAGGGGAACUUGGCUGAAAACAAGAGAGAGAAAUCCCACUGGAAGGAAAAUUAUUUUAAACACCAAGGAAACCUGAUAUUGUCAGUCUUUCAAGGUGAGUGGGUUAACUGUGGACAUUUUUAGGGGGAAUAAAAUGCCUUCGUAUGAUGAAUUCCAAGGCAUCCGAAAGGCACAGUGCUGGUGCUCUGUCUCCAAAAGCAGAGUAAUGAAUAGCAGUGACAGUGUGAUAAUUAAAAUGACCUCUUGGAGAUAUGGAUUAGAAGGUACGCAGAGGGGGGAUAAGUUCUCCUUUGAAUUGAUCUAGUGUUAAUUUAUUACUAUCGUUGGGUUUUAUAGGGUUUUAGUGGAAGACUUUCAAAGUUGGUUUACUGGGGUGAUAAUGUUCCUUCUGCAUAUUCAUUGGAAAAACACUUGCAGAAUUCCUCGUUAUUUCUUUUCGAAUGGCUCUAUAUAUACAUAUAUAUCUAUAUAUAUAAUGUGAGAGUUUCAGGUAUUUGCUUGGCUGCUGAAGAGUCUACUCUAGAAAUAUGAAUAAAGUUAUAAAAGCA
Molecule: messenger RNA, 4056 nt
Organism: Phalacrocorax carbo (great cormorant)
Lineage: Eukaryota; Metazoa; Chordata; Aves; Suliformes; Phalacrocoracidae
Source: RefSeq, a predicted model, not a curated record